CGAGCAGUAGGAGGUCGCGCAGGCCAGGGAUGUGGAGGCUGGCUCUGCGCCUCACCCCAGGGCGGGGCGAGGGAGUGAAAGCACGUGUGUUUGUGUCUGAGUCUCUACAGUGGGGAGAGAGGCUGAGUUUAAGGCUUUGGGGGGCAUCACCAUUUAAGGAGAGGAAAAGGCACAAGAAAGGGAAGUGUCAGAGACCAGGAGGAUGGCGAGACUGCACACUGGGAUCCUCAGAGGAGGGAGGAGUGGUGGGCGAUCUCCCACGCUGCAGAGACGCCCAGUAGGAUGCCAGCUGAAGUGGUCCGACGCUGCAGAGCUGAUCAGAUCGCGAGCCCGGGAACAGGUCAUUGCCUGGAUGAGCAUAAAGGGCCGAGCAGCCACUGAGCAGAGAGGACGAGGCACAAGGCCAGGGCCAGGUUUCUCCUUGACACAGCACUGCUUUGCUCCUCCGGUGCUGAAAAUCAGAAGGUUGCAAUUAGAAAUCCUGUGUUCUGUCAACAUUCUCCAGUUCAUAUUCAUUGCCUUAAGACUGGACAAGAUCAUCCACUGGCCGUGGCUUGUCGUGUGUGUCCCCCUGUGGAUUCUCAUGUCUUUUCUGUGCCUGGUGGUCCUCUACUACAUCGUGUGGUCCGUCCUGUUCCUGCGCUCCAUGGAUGUGAUCGCGGAGCAGCGGAGGACACACAUCACCAUGGCGCUGAGCUGGAUGACCAUCGUCGUGCCACUCCUUACCUUUGAGAUCCUGCUGGUUCACAAGCUAGACGGCCACAACGCGUUCUCUUGUAUCCCGAUAUUUGUCCCCCUUUGGCUUUCCUUGAUCACUCUGAUGGCAACCACAUUCGGACAGAAAGGCGGAAACCACUGGUGGUUUGGGAUUCGCAAGGAUUUCUGUCAGUUUCUGCUUGAAAUCUGCCCAUUUUUGAGAGAAUAUGGAAACAUUUCCUACGACCUCCACCAUGAAGGUAAUGAGGAAACUGAAGAAACGCCAGUUCCAGAACCUCCUAAGAUCGCUCCUAUGUUUCGAAAGAAGACCAGGGUGGUUAUCACCCAGAGCCCUGGAAAGUAUGUCCUCCCACCUCCCAAAUUAAAUAUCGAAAUGCCAGAUUAGACAGCCCCUCCCAGGGCAGAUCGUGAGUGGACCUGGCCCGCACUCUCUUCCGCCUUCCUCUGCCUCUCUGUUCACCUCCGCCACCCCCAGAACUGGAGCUGGAGCUGGAGCUGGGUCUCCGGGGACUUCCGUCUCAUGCCUUGUUUGCACUCAAUGCCUACCAAUGACUCACCGCGACAGGACACGCAGGUGACAGGUGCCUGGAACACGCAGCAUGGUGUGGGGUGCGUGUCAGCGGCCGUGGAUCUGAUGGAGGGAGCCUGUGGAGAGGGCAGAAGUGACUUCCCCCGGGCAGGAGCCUGCGGAGCUGGCUUGGAGCCGUCCUGGAUGGCUGAUGAGGCCUGAGCAGGAAUAGCUACACAGCUGGUUUUCAAAGUGUGAAAAUUCCCAUCAAAAGUGUUACUGAAAAAUGUAUUUUUGAACCAGGCCAGCCUGGCCGCGUAGCUCAGAUGCCCCUGUUGUGGCACAGUUAGGGGACUUGUGAAUAGGCCUCGGGCCCCGUGUGCACCCAUGCCGCCUCAGCUGGCCAUGCUCCUGCCGUGGACGUCGUUUCUCUCGGUUUUUACCAGCCCCACUGGUGAGCCCUUUCUAAUGGAGUGACUCCGUGCCUGUAUAGUAUUUAUACAAAUAUUUUAGCAUUGUAAUAUACCGUGUUAAAUCCUAGUUCUGUACAGUAUAUUCUGUUAAAGUAUUUUUUUACAAGCUUGUACUGAAAACAUACGUGUUCUGUUGCAGAAGUAGAGGCCAGUGGCACCCCUGUCCUGCCCGUUGGGGUGCAACCCCUUCAUGGGACAUUGCCGUUUCCCCUUCAAUUUCUCCACACACGUAGUAGCUGCUCCUGCCAGAACGGCCACAAUAAGCAAGAAACUGUUGGUGCUUUUCUCUGACAUGCUGGGAAUACUGACUUGCAGAAAGCCAUAAAGCGCGACUGGAAACUGGAACACUGGAGAAGGGUGCCGAGACUAGAAGUGGCCAGCAGAGUGUGUGCGUUGAGGUCUGCGGCUUUUGUCUGCCCCCAAGCUGGGCCCAUGCUUUUAGCUAGGAGGACCACGGCUCCAGGAGCUGGGGGUACAGCCACGAGGCAGACGGAAGAAAGCAGAUGCGAUGGGAACAAGCAGGCCGUGAGUAAAAGAAGGUAAAAGGAGCCCUGGCAUUGUCACCUGGGCGCAGGGGAGAGGGGGAGAGGGGGCAGCUGCUACCUUGUCUAAACCGGGCUCCACUGACAUCCACUGCGCCCACCGCUCCGCCCUGGCGCCAGCCUGUAGGAAGCCUGUGCUGACUGAAGGGGGACACUUGGAAUGGUGCCACCUUUCCUGCUUGAUGUAUAGCAAAUGUAGCCCAAUCCACUCUUUUCUCCCCCUUUAGCUGUUCAAUAAACCGGCUCAUCAUUUUC
Molecule: messenger RNA, 2495 nt
Organism: Eubalaena glacialis (North Atlantic right whale)
Lineage: Eukaryota; Metazoa; Chordata; Mammalia; Artiodactyla; Balaenidae
Gene: TMEM185A
Product: transmembrane protein 185A
Exons: 6
Coding region: 203-1102 (299 amino acids)
Cellular component (GO): dendrite
Source: RefSeq, a predicted model, not a curated record